Molecule: messenger RNA, 1472 nt
Organism: Oxyura jamaicensis (ruddy duck)
Lineage: Eukaryota; Metazoa; Chordata; Aves; Anseriformes; Anatidae
Gene: STX17
Product: syntaxin 17
Exons: 8
Coding region: 205-1110 (301 amino acids)
Biological process (GO): vesicle fusion; exocytosis; intracellular protein transport
Cellular component (GO): plasma membrane; SNARE complex; endomembrane system
Molecular function (GO): SNAP receptor activity; SNARE binding
Source: RefSeq, a predicted model, not a curated record
GGGACGGAGGGAAGGAGGAAGGAAGGAAGGAAAGGAGGAGGCCGGGGCGGACGCGGGGUUCCGGCGAUGGCGGCCCGGCCGCUUUCGCUUUCGCUUCCCAGCCGGGGGAGGCCGGGGCUCGGUGCCUGCGUCCGUGCCCUGCCGGGUUUUUUUACCUGGUAAAGGUAUAUUGUGCAAAUAUUAGCUUGAAAGGGGCCUUUUAGGAUGUCUGAAGAUGAUGAAAAAAUUAAGCUUCGUCGAAUUGAACCCGCCAUUCAGAAGUUCAUUAAAGUGGCAAUUCCGACAGAUUUGGAGAGAUUAAGAAAACACCAAAUAAAUAUUGAGAAGUAUCAAAGAUGCAGACUCUGGGAUAGAUUGCACGAUGAGCACAUUAACGCAGGACGAACAGUUCAGCAACUCCGAGCCAACAUGAGAGAGAUGGAGAAACUUUGUUUGCGAGUCCGACAGGAAGACAUCCCUGUUCUGCAGAGAAUGAUAAAUCCAGUGAAAGAGGAAGCUUCAUCUGCCAUAAAAGACUUCCUACAGCUCCAUUCUGAAUCUGCAGAAGAACUUAAAAGGCAACUAGAAGGACAGGAGGAUGGCUCUUUAACCAGAUCUGUAACUGUAGGAGGAGAAACUUCCUAUAACACAGAAGUGAAGGAUGGGUCCCAAAGUUUAAUCCAGAUUUAUUCUCCCCUUCCUGAAAUACCUCAGAAUGAAAAUGCAGCUGAGUCCUGGGAAACUUUAGAAGAGGACUUGAUUCAGCUUAGCCAGUUGGUGACUGAGUUUUCUGUGUUAGUCAACUCUCAGCAGGAGAAGAUUGACAGGAUUGAAGACCAUGUCAACAGCGCUGCUGUGAAUACUGAAGAGGGAACCAAAAACUUGAGGAAGGCUGCAAAAUACAAGCUGGCAGCUCUGCCUGUGGCAGGUGCUGUCAUCGGUGGCGUGGUGGGGGGUCCUAUUGGGCUCCUUGCAGGCUUCAAAGUGGCAGGAGUUGCAGCUGCACUUGGUGGUGGGAUUUUGGGCUUCACAGGUGGAAAAUUGAUACAGAGAAGAAAACAAAAACUGAUUGAGCAGGUCUCUUCCAGCUGUCCAGAGCUUUCUUGCCAAAGAGCCAAAAAAUCCAGCUGAAGUAUAGAUUCUUCACGACUAGGAACAGAAGCGUAGUAGCUGUGCUAAUGACAGACUUGCAGCCUUACUUUAAAUACAAGGCUGAGUUGUGUGAACUCGUGUGAAAUUUUGCCAGCAGUACUGUUAACGUGGGGGGGGAAACUAAUGUCAGAACUUCGGAGCUUCCUCUUUUCAGAUGUGAUAAGUAACAUCAGUCUUUUAAGAAUUACCUGGGUAACUUCUUUUAAUUACAGAAUUCUGAGGUGAGAUACAUGCACAGCUGUAACGAUGGAUGACAGGCGUUUCAUGCCAAUUCGCACAAAACAUCUUUCAGACGGUACAGAGGGAGAGCCUUGGAAAACCCUAGUGCUUUCUCAUGAACA